UUCAAGCCUAAUGACAACCAUUCAAAGAUUCUGAAUUGGCAAACUGAGAAACAGAUUUCUACAGAAAAGAGCGAGAGGAAAUGAAACAGGAAGUUAGCACUAUGGAGGAUGGUAGUAUUCAGAGCUAUUUGGCACCAACUGUAGUUUCCAAGUUGAAGAUAAAAAAUAAAUGCAUUCGAGUGGUCCUGGCAGAGACCCUCUGCACAUUCAUCAUGAUGGUGUUUGGACUUGGCACCGUUGCACAAGUGGUCACGGGAAAUGGUGUUUUUGGAGAGUAUUUCAGCAUAAAUGUAGGCUUUGGGCUGGGUGUGGCUAUGGGUGUGCACAUUGGUGGAAAAGUAUCAGGAGCUCAUAUGAAUGCAGCUGUUUCAUUCACAAUGUGCGUAUUUGGCCGUUUGCGCUGGAAGAUGUUCCCACUGUAUGUUUUCGCCCAGUUUCUGGGUUCCUUCCUUGCUGCCGGGACCAUUUAUUUACUUUAUUAUGAUGCUAUACAUCAUUACUGUGGGGGCAAUUUCACUGUGUCGGGCCCCAAAGCAACAGCUGGGAUCUUCGCUACAUAUCCAGCACCUUACAUCUCAAUUUACACUGGAUUCUUUGAUCAGGUUCUGGGCACUGCAAUGCUGUUGCUGUGUCUGAUGGCUCUGGCAGACCAGAGGAACCAGCCGGUCGUGCCUGGAGGUGAGCCUGUGGGUGUGGGGCUCCUGGUGAUUCUCAUUGGUGUCUCUCUCGGGAGCAACAGUGGCUAUGCCAUCAAUCCUACACGAGAUCUGGGACCGAGAGUCUUCACACUGAUGGCAGGUUGGGGCAUGGAGGUUUUCAGGGCCGGCAAUGGCUGGUGGUGGGUACCUUUGGUGGCCCCCUUUAUUGGUGGAGUGACUGGGGCUUUAACCUACAAAGCAUUUGUAGAGCUACACCACCCUGAUCUUAAGAGCACUAAGACACAGUCUGCAGAAGAUCCUGAAAGCGUUCCUCUGGAAAAGUGCAAGAAUGGCAGUACAGAGAUGUCUGUAUGAGAGUUUCACUCUUAGACCUGAUUAAUUUAAGG
Molecule: messenger RNA, 1045 nt
Organism: Onychostoma macrolepis
Lineage: Eukaryota; Metazoa; Chordata; Actinopteri; Cypriniformes; Cyprinidae
Gene: aqp7
Product: aquaporin 7
Exons: 6
Coding region: 81-1013 (310 amino acids)
Biological process (GO): water transport; glycerol transmembrane transport
Cellular component (GO): basolateral plasma membrane; plasma membrane
Molecular function (GO): urea transmembrane transporter activity; glycerol channel activity; water channel activity
Source: RefSeq, a predicted model, not a curated record